UGAACGAAAUUGAGGAUCUUGCUACAAAAACUUUGAAGAAAAAGGAUUAUUUAGCAAAAGAUACAAAUUCAAACCCGGAGCUCUACUGCUUCCGCGUCCGCAGUCAUCCCUGCAUUUACCUAGUAUGCCUCCGCACGUUUUCCUUUCGUACUGUCAGGAUAGCAGGGCGUGCGCAAGCAAGGCGCAGUCUGCAGCUCAGAUACAGGACCAGUUCUAGUCCGGGCGAAUCCGGGAAAUGCCUACCACGAAACCGGUGGCUCCGUAACCGUUUCCAUCGCCACACACAACGUCCACAUCCAACACCAAUAAUUAAGUGAUGCGUUAGUUAGAUGAAAUAUGUGAUGGUAAUAAAGACCGAGAAAUCAUCGCUCGAUAGUUUAGGCCUCUAUUAAUAGAGAGAGAGGGAGAGAUGGACCGGAAUAAAUUCGAAUACAGCAGAUGAUAGAAUAGUUGGUGCGGUUGCAAGAGAAUGCUAACAUGUGUCUUCCACGAGUCCACGACGAAUAAAGGAAGACAUGGCAACGCCGUCAGACAGCCCUAUCGAGGAGGUCGUUUUCGAGAUAGAGCCGUCCAGGGUGCCCAAGCCCGUGCCGGUUGCCCUAGAGGACCUCUGCAGGCUCACCAAAUUCACACGACAGGAAAUUAGAAUCAUGUAUCGAGGAUUUAAAACGGAAUGUCCAGAGGGUGUUGUCCAUGAAGAUAGCUUUAAAGAAAUUUAUUCGAAAUUUUUUCCACAUGGAAAUGCGACUCUGUAUGCACACUACGUGUUCAAAGCCUUCGAUGUCAACUGCAACGGAGCAAUUAGUUUCAGGGACCUGCUGAUAACCUUAUCGACGUUGCUCCGCGGUUCAGUGUACGAACGCCUCCGAUGGACCUUCAAACUGUAUGACGUGAACGGUGACGGCUGCAUCAGCCGCGGCGAACUGUCCGAAAUCGUGGUGGCGGUGCACGAACUAAUGGGGCGGCGCGCCCACCAAGUGGAGGACGACCGCAAGGCCCGAGAGCAAAUCGACCGAGUCUUCCGGAAGCUGGACCUCAAUCAGGACGGCGUCAUCACCAUCGAGGAGUUCAUGGAAUCGUGCCUCAAAGACGAUGUGAUCACUAGGUCUCUGCAGAUGUUCGACUUGUGAUGACCGAACGGGGAAAAGUGACUUUGUGACGGUUUCACAGCUUUGCUGGGACACGCGCGGCCUUUCUGCGGUUGCUCGGACGGGAACACGACGCCGCAGUCUUAGCAUCGUCCAUCCGUAACACUUCAACAACAUACGUUCUUUUCGGGCCCAACUCCAUCUGCAAAAAGCCAAACUUUCAGCACCAAAAAAACUUUUUUCACAGCAGAGGAUGCUGACCUUAAAAACAUAUUUCGAUCCUGAAAGCAGUAAAAUCUUUUCGACUAAAAGUAAGCCUUCUGGAAACCUCUUUAAAAAAGUCACACAAAGUUGAGCAAGUUUUUUAUUGCUACGAAACUGAAGAGUUUCUAAUACAUGUUUUUAACUUAAAUUUUUAACUGGUCUUAAAUUCCGAGUUAAAGUUUACAAACAAAUUGAAAAAAAAAACUGAGAGUCAACAAAUCGGUAUACAAUUUUGACUGCAAAUUUGAACAAUUAGAAAAUUUCAAUUCCGCCAUAUUAGUUUUUUUUUAUUAACCUUUCUGUAAGUGUGCAUUUUUCAAGAUUGUCUUCAAACUUUUCGGAAAAGAACUUGGGUUUUAACAGUUGAUUGUUAAGAUUUUUGCAUUUGGAGUGGUGGCAAAAAGCACGCAACUUUACGAGUUCCAUUUUUGUAACGACUGAAUGUCGAAACAGUCUUAUGCUUGACCAUCGGCUGAUUAGUUAGUUAGCUUUGUAUGUUUUUUAAAGAACUUUACUCUUACUGUAAUAUUUUGAAAGGUUAACCUGGAGACAAUUCCUGCAUAUAUUUUGAAAACCUUACUUAUGAUUUGUCAAUUAGAAGCUAAUAUUACGAAUAAAAAUUGAGAUUAUUAUGUAGCAAUUAUUCCAGGCUGAAACCUAAAUUGAAUGUGACUGUAAUUAGGUAAAUAACGAGCCUAUGAUUAAAAUAAUUUCAAUCUGAAAUUAUUUUGAUCGUGUAAUACCCCAAUCAACAGACUAGACUGGGUCUGUCGCCUAAUUUAAUGUGCUAAGAGAAUAAAAUCAUGGCUCUACAUGCACAGGUGUCUGAAUUCUCUUCCUGAAUUUAUUUAUAUUCUGAAGUGCCUCUUUGCCGUUUCCUUAUAAAUUAUUAAUCUGUAAGAAGUAAACGUAAAUUUUAACAUAAUUUACUCUCAAACAACAAAUAUUUUUGAUACAAAAACGUCACAUUAUUAUUGGCAUUUGAAAAAUAGUACAAAAAUUUGCAAUUAUUUUUGUGUAUCGACAUACACGAACCAUAAAAUUGUAACAAAGUUUUACAUUUGUUAUUAACUGAAUAUUAAAAAAUCUGGAAGUACUUCAGAAUGAUAUUCGAUUUUUCCCGUAGUUCAGUAAUGUAGCACAAGCUCAAAAUAUUAAUUUUUGAACUUGUGCACCAACAAGUUGUAAAUUUAUUCGUACUUACAUCAGUUUAGCUUAAGAUCCUUGUUCUUCCUUAAGUGGUUAAAGUGAAUAGAACUUCAUCGAAUUACUGUUUAAAAAAUAGAAACUGUUGGACUAAAAUUUCGUUUUGAUCGUUGUAGAUAUUAGAAAAUAAGUUCGGCUUUUAUUUAGUUUAGUUAAACAAAUAUCUAGAAAAUGUUAAUCAAAAUAUACGAUUAUAUAUGAUAUAGUGAUAUAUAUCGUAAAGUAGAUGUAUUAAAAAUCAAUUUUUUUCUGUUAUCUGUUUCUUUAGUUUAUUUCAAACAGUCAGCAAAAGAACAAUGUCUGUAAAUUACUAAAUAUGCAAUACAUCACAUGCAUAUCGAUUACUACAAUCACAAGAGCCAACCAUCACAUAAUUUGCCAAUAAAAUGAGCUUUUUAAAUGAUACGAUUAAAUGUGGUACCUACUUAUUAAUAGACUUAAGGUUUCUUAAUCUGUAUAAUUGAUUUUUUACUAUUCUUUGUAUAAUACGAUGGCCAAAAAUGGCAUCUUUCAUAAACAUCUUAAAUGUGGAAAAUUUUAAUUAAAAAUGAUGAUAGAAUAUAACAAAUUUCAUACGUGCUGUACUAUAAAUGUAUUACUUAAUUAAAUUAUAUUUUAUAUUCAGGGCACAAUUAAUUACAUUAUUACUAUUUUUACAUCACACAUGUCCCAUAAUAUAGCGUAUUUCACAACUUUUGCCGAAAAUGUUAACUACAUAUAAAAAAACACCAGGAAUAUUACCAGAGCCUAAUUUAUUAUUGUUAGUUUAAUAACGAUUUAAUGUUAAACUUAUCUAAAAAAUGCAAUUGUGAAACACCCUAUAUGCCUAAAUAAAAAAUAAAAACGCUCAUCUGAUGCAAUUAAUGGAUUCAUAUGUUUUUCCAGCAGUCAGCAAUAUUCGCGCAGUACACAUAAUUUUGACUGACUAAGAACAAAACUAUAUUAUUAUUGUUAUAAAAUUUAAUUAAUAAAUUGUUAUAC
Molecule: messenger RNA, 3539 nt
Organism: Tribolium madens (black flour beetle)
Lineage: Eukaryota; Metazoa; Arthropoda; Insecta; Coleoptera; Tenebrionidae
Product: Kv channel-interacting protein 1
Exons: 5
Coding region: 516-1130 (204 amino acids)
Molecular function (GO): calcium ion binding
Source: RefSeq, a predicted model, not a curated record